AAAUAGAGAAAGGAUAGGAUCACACAAGAACGUGGUUCAUUGAAAUGUGAGUGAAAUCCACCCUCUCUGCCCCACCCCCAAUUUCCCCAUCUCCUACAACGAAAACGGCCUUUUACCCUUUCAUGAAAAGCUUCGUUGCUGCUUUCAACUCGUCAACACUCAUCAUCACCUCAUCGGAAUAGUUACCUUCCUUUGCAUGGAUAUGAAGUUUAAAUAUUUUGAAGUUUACACAAAGAACUCAAGGGGAUUGCAGCUUUUCACCUGCCAAUGGUUGCCUUUUUCUUCUCCCAAGGCUCUUGUUUUCCUUUGUCAUGGUUAUGGCAUGGAAUGUAGUAAAUUCAUGAGAGCAUGUGGAGAGAAGUUAGCGAAUGCUGGAUAUGCAGUGUUUGGGUUAGACUAUGAAGGACAUGGACGCUCUGCUGGUGUUCGUGGUCUUAUAAAUAGGAUUGACAAUAUUGUUGAUGACUGUGAAGAAUUUUUCAGGUCAAUUUACGAGUUCGAAGAGUACGAAGGAAAAGCCAAAUUUUUGUAUGGGGAUUCAUUGGGAGGGGCAGUGUGUCUACAAUUACAUAGAAGGGACCCUUCAUUUUGGGACGGUGCCGUUCUUGUUGCACCUAUGUGUAAGAUAUCAGAGAAGCUGUUCAAGCCACUCCCUGGGGUUUUGAACGUGUUAACGAAAAUUGAAGAUAUUAUACCAAAGUGGAAAAUAGUUCCCACAAAGAAUAUCAUUGACUCUGCCUUCAAAGAUCCUACCAAAAGAGAAGCGAUAAGGAGUAACAAGCUGAUAUACCAAGAUAAGCCCAGGUUAAAAACAGCAAUGGAAAUGCUAAGAGUUAGCACGAAUAUUGGAGACCAUUUACAUGAGGUGACACUUCCAUUUUUACUGUUACAAGGGGAGAAAGAUAUUGUGACAGACCCAGCAGUAAGCAAGGCAUUAUAUGAGCAAGCAAGUAGCACAGACAAGACCAUAAAAUUGUAUGACGGAAUGUGUCAUGGUAUAGCAACUGGAGAGAGUGAUGAAAACAUCGCAAUUGUAUUUUCAGACAUCAUAACUUGGCUGGACGAGCGCGCUACCGAGAAAGAUUUUUAAGUCUUUUGACCAACCAAUUCAAAAUGAUCCAGCAUUGAGAAAUUAGCAACAACUACUUCACCUGCUAAUGUUGACAAACAUGACCAAUAAACUGAAUCGUGGAAGAGCAAUCUUGAUUAUUUGCAUGGACUCGGAUCAUUAGUGUUGAGUUAUAUACGAGCCACUCUUGUGGGUGUUGUCUUUUAUGCCAUGCCAACUUGUUAGAAAAUUUUGUUCUAUCUUGGCCAACUUCAUCAACCCUAAUCCAAAUUGUUUCCAUAACAGAGCAAAAAAAGGCUUCGAAGUGCAAAUUUUGUGGGGAAGAUGCUUUUUGCAACUUUUUUUCUCCCUUCUUAUUACACCAUUAAUAAAUUUUGUAAUUGUGGAAACAUAUCACUAAACAGAAUCUGAAAAACAUAAAUUAUUGGUGUACGUCUCUUUUUCUAUUUCUUUCCAGAAAACUUAUUCUAAUAAGUUGUUAUCUCUUCUUCUCUAGAAAGUAUGAAUUAUUCUUCUACAAUGAUCCUAAAUAGUUUUGGAGUAUCAAUAAUCACAAUACAUCUAACCAUUAAAUUAAAAAAUGCAUUUACUCACAGAAAGAAAAUGAGCAGAUGUCACCAUUAGAAUAUCAUCAAUCCUUGCCAAACAUCUUCACAGCCACCAUCGAUGCCUUCUCUACCUAAGCCACAGCACAAAAUCAACUCUACAACGUUCCACUUUUAUGCCAUUGCCAGGUGUACAAGCCACAGACGACGCGAUUUUUUUUAUUAUCAUAAAAGAAUAUUUUAAAAAAUAAUAU
This is a messenger RNA of Abrus precatorius (Indian licorice), 1868 nucleotides long. Its product is annotated as caffeoylshikimate esterase-like. The coding region runs from base 197 to 1090 and encodes 297 amino acids. Gene Ontology annotation, molecular function: lipase activity. The record is from RefSeq and is a predicted model, not a curated record. The transcript has 8 exons. Gene Ontology annotation, cellular component: membrane. Lineage: Eukaryota; Viridiplantae; Streptophyta; Magnoliopsida; Fabales; Fabaceae.